AUGGUCGCUAAUGAGUUAGAUGUCGAUUUCGCUGGCUUUACGGUACCACUUUGCCACGGCGAUAAAUGGCUAGUGAACAAGUCUCCUUUUAUCUAUGGAAAGCACAAAAUCGAGUAUGAAUCGCGUACUUACAAAAAGGUUGUUCAUCUUCAAUAUUUGACAGAAAGUACAAGGGAAAUUCUACUUUAUUAUAUUGAGUCGCAAGUUCCGCCUGGCGUUGCAAUUGAAGUAAGAAGUUACAAACUUGUCGAAAUGCCGUCCAAAAUGAAGGAAGCAAUCAAGAACGAGAGCUUAGUCGAUUCGGAUCUCACGGAAAAUGAACGUUUAAUGAAACUUGACGAUAUGGAAUCCAGAAGAGCGCGAAAAGAGCAAUUCGAAAUCUACCGAAAACCUUGGAAUCCAUCUGAAUACGAUUGGAGGCGAACCGAAAUCUCGCAACGCAAACGUAGACUUCGAACUCCUAAUACAAAAGGAAAUCUGUAA
Messenger RNA from Oikopleura dioica, 483 nucleotides. The record is from the annotation of a GenBank genome assembly. Lineage: Eukaryota; Metazoa; Chordata; Appendicularia; Copelata; Oikopleuridae.